AUGCUGCUCUCUCCAGGGCACUCACCACGCCACCUUUCAUCUCCGUCACCAUCCUCAAAUCCCGAAGAGACCCUUCAAAUCUCCAACAGUUCCACCUCAAUCCACAGCACCCCGAUAAACCCUAGAAAACGAGCCACAGUUCUCGACGAGGACAGCUAUGUGGCCGCCAUCGAGAAAAUCAUCGAGCGCGACUUCUUCCCUGAUAUCUCGAAGCUCCGUGACCGUCUUGAUUGGCUCGAAGCUAUGAAAACGGGCGAUCCGAUCCAAAUUCGAGAUGCCCAGUUGAAGAUUAUGGAGCGCCGUGGCAAGAAGGCAAAUAAUCCCAAUUCUGAUGGUAGCACUUGGACUAGAAAUCGAACCCAAACCCAAACCCCAGGUUCUACUUUUAUACGAAAUUUCACUCCAUUUGAUGAAUUUGAUAGCAGAAUGCAAACACCUAGCGUUCUUACGGAUAGGGGAUUAUCUAGUAACCCAGAGUCUAGUGAGAAUGAAAAUGCUGUUGAGAAUUUGAGUUUAGACGAUUUUUUUAGGAGAUACACGAGUGAGGAUAACGAUAGUUUUUCAAAGAUAUUAGAAAAAGUGAAUAGGAAAAGGAAGGAGAGAUAUGGGCAUUUGUUAGAAGGUGAAAAGGAGGAUGUUAAAAUGAUUGGGGAUGCAAAGAGGGAUAGGAUUACGGAUGGUUUUGGAACCUCUGAUCAGCCACCAAGCACAUUGGAAGGGUGGAAUUACACGGCGAAGAAUUUGCUUAUGUAUCAUCCAGCAGAUAGGGGCGAGGCUCCGUUGACUGAGGAGGAACAGGUUGCUAGAUUGAAGGGUUUGACUAAGGAAAUUAAUAGGCCUAAUACACGUUUUCAUGGUAAAAUGUUGGAUACUAGGCCAAAGGACGACGGUGAUGUUGAGGUGCUUUAUACCCCAGUAGUUGGGGCUACUCCACUUCCUAUGCAUGAUAGAGAUGGGGACAAGGGGAAGAAGUAUGAUUUGGAGGAUUUGAGGAGGACACCAGAUAGGUUUUAUGUGGAAUCAGGGAAGAAGGCAGAUAAUGGGUACAGUUUUGUUAGGACACCUUCACCGGCUCCCGGAGUUGAUGAGUCACCAUUUAUUACUUGGGGUGAGAUUGAAGGGACACCAUUGAGGUUGGAACCUGAGGAUACUCCGAUUGAUAUUGGGGGUGGUGGCAAUGGGCCGCAUUUUAAAAUCCCUAAUCCACCUGCACGGGAUGUGAAGGCCCAUUCGUUAUCAAGGGAGGCUGCACGGAGGUUGAGGGAGAAGUCAAAGAUGUUUCAAAAGCCACCAUUGCCCUCUCCAAGUGGAGGGGGAGUGCUAGUCCAAGUGUCUUCAUCCUCUGUAGAUGAAACCCUUCGUGCCAGUUAUAGAGGGGCAAGCCCUGGAGUCGGUACUCCUAAGAGUGGAAGGAGUAUCUCGAGGUUUGGAAGAGAUGGGAGCAUGAGUUCCAGGUCACCUUCUGUAAGGGAGAAUUCUAAUCCUCCUUGGUAA
Messenger RNA from Dovyalis caffra, 1494 nucleotides. The record is from the annotation of a GenBank genome assembly. Lineage: Eukaryota; Viridiplantae; Streptophyta; Magnoliopsida; Malpighiales; Salicaceae.